Harpia harpyja (harpy eagle) is the source of this 4342-nucleotide messenger RNA. RefSeq names its product CDC42 small effector protein 2-B-like. Gene Ontology annotation, molecular function: small GTPase binding. Gene Ontology annotation, biological process: regulation of Rho protein signal transduction. Bases 776 to 1006 code for a protein of 76 amino acids. NCBI's taxonomy places the organism in Eukaryota, Metazoa, Chordata, Aves, Accipitriformes, Accipitridae. The transcript is spliced from 4 exons. Gene Ontology annotation, cellular component: plasma membrane. The record is from RefSeq and is a predicted model, not a curated record.
UCGGUUUGGGGAUUCUUGUUGGCUUUUAUUAGCCCUGGGUGAGCCUGAACACAUUAAGAUGUUUUUAAAAUUCUUCCAGUUAGCGUGGAAACCUUGAGUCUGUGGGAGGAAGGUGGUGUCCCAUGCCCCAGCACAGACAUUCCUGUCCUGGAGGAUGAUACUCUGACUCACGCAGAGGAAAAGAAGAGUUCUGUUGUGAAACACAACAGGAAGACGUCCAGUGCUGCUGUGUGCCAGGAGGACACCUGCAGAGCUGCUGCAGGGGUGGAAGUGAGCCACAGGCUGUAUGGAUAGUGCUGAGAAAACUGCACGGCUGCACAAAGCUGACGCCAAACUAGGGUGCUAUUUGUGGUUUCCGUUCUGCUUUUCUGACACCUGUAGGUAAGCGUGAAGUGCACAACAGAAUUCUGCAGCACCUUACAGAGUGAAGGAACCGUCGCAGGGUACGGGAUCACAGUGAAGCAUUCUUGCUUAGCAAUCAGGAUUAAUUAUAACCUGGGAAUAUGAACUGUAAACGCACUGCAGUUGCCACGACAGGAGCUGGCUGUGUGCCAGCGCUUGCAUGAGGACAUACCAUCCCGUCAGGACUCCCUGGGAGCAGCAGGUAACACCCAGGUAUACUCAUCAGAUGCUUUCUAUGAUCUUUACCAGGGAAUCUGCACAAGCAAUUCCUUCCUAAACUCACCUUAGGAACUGCAUCUUGGUCUUCGUGUUGCUUUAACUCCCAGAGAAAUAAUUACGCUUAGCAAGACCUUAUUACCUGCUGAAAAAUAGAAUGACUGAGUUCCUGGUUUGUUUUAAUUGGUGCAAUGGUGAACAGCCCCAGCCGAAGAGGCGUCGGAGACUGGACCGGAAUAUGAUAGGAGAACCAAUGAACUUUGUACACACUGCGCAUGUUGGGGCAAGAGAGAUGAGUAGUGACUAUUCAUCAGCUGUAUCAAUUCAGGACCACAUGAAGUCUAAAGGUGGCUACACAAAUGGCACUUCUGCAACUGUUGAGAUAUAGGAAACUGAGAGGAUGCUGAAAUCUGCUCUGUCUUAUGAGGACCCCCUGGACUGUGCUUUCAUAUUCUCUAAAACCUCUUUAUCAUGGAGUGGGGAGAGUUCUUGAAUUAUAAAGAGGUCAGUGCAAGCUUUGGUGUUCUUUGUUCAAUAGCUUCUGAAGGAGUUAUUGUAAAUUAUCCUUAAAAUGCUCUGUCAUGGUAGUGUUGUAGUAGCAACUGUAAUUUGUCACCGUAGAUGGCUUCCUAGCUGUGUUCCAAAAACCUCACAAAGUUGUCUUGUAGGAUGGGAUUGGAAGUCAGUAUGAAUUGUAUGGGGUUUUGGUCUCUGUCUUUUUCUCCCCUCAAGACAUGCAGAGGUUGACUUAAUUGGAAGAUAUCAUAGGUUUGCACUUUUUACGUGGGCUAACCUGAAUUGCUAAGUAGGAUCUUGUAACCUCUAAUAUAGCUUCGGACCUGGUUUUUAGAUGGCUUGCAGCCUAAUGCAUAAAUCUGCUGAGCUGUACUUUGGUUAUUUUUUUUUAAUGUCUUUUGAUGGUGUAACAUAAUAUAUUUACCUGAGUCUGCAAAACCCAGUGAAACUUCUGCCUUGCUGUGAUAAUGCUUUUGCAGCUAAAAAUUGAGGUUUUGCAAACAUACACACUCUUGAAUGAGGCUUAGAAAAACAGACAUUUCUCCCAAUUACUGGGCUGCCUCCCUUCCAUACGUGCACUAGUGUGACUGACAGGUAUUACUACAACAGAGCUAAUAAUAUGUACCAGUUAACUUCAAGUGGUGCUACAAUAUGCUCACAACUGUGUUGAUUUUGCAUGACUACUAUUGAAUUUUAAACUAAACAUAUCUAAGAUCACCCUCUCUCUUACCUAUCUGUAACAGUAACUACAUGGGACUUCAAGGGAUAUCUUGCUUGUCUUUGUGGCUCCUUAAUUUCAAGACUUUUUUUAGAUGAAAUGUAUUUAUUCUUGCAUAUGUUUUAAAUAAAAUGUAUGGUUUAAGUGAUACAGCCAUGUGAAGGACAAAAAUUUAAACAAUAUUGUGAAAACUUGCAGGAGAAUAUUAAAUAGAAACAGUGUCUUGCAGAGUUCCAGCACUUCAUAAAUAUUUAAAUAAUAGCUAUAAAUAUUUAGUUCUACCCAAACUAUGGUUUAUUACUUAGUUCAUAUUCAUCCUUCUAUUAAGUGAUAGACAAAACUGCUGAAGUAGAGCUAGGGUUUUCUUUUACCCAAUCACUGACAACUGUUCCCCAGCUCUAAAAGCUGAAUGACUACCAGUGCAGAAACUUAGGAAAUCUGCUUGCUGUCAUGGGGUUAACUAAAUACAAGUGUUUAAAUUGCUGCCAUAUCAGCACCAGUUCUGCUGGAAUUCAGUGGAACUCUCUCCUUGCUCUAGGCAUAAGAUCCAUUACGAACUUUUUUCCAUUUAAAAAAAAACAUCUAGCUGGAAAAUCUUUUAACUUGUGUGAUUCUGUUUGUGGCUUGUGAUACUUCCAAAAUCUAGACUGCUGGCUUUGCUGAAUUGUUAGGCUGCCUUUUGUGAGUAUACUAGAGAACUUAAAACACGAAAGGUAGCUCUAUGUUUCUGUAUGCAUUCAACACACCACCAACCCCAUUUCAUCUUUGAGGGCCAGAGAGGAAGAGAGAAUGUUACUUUCUGUAACAGUCAACAGCUGAUCAUAAUGUUCUGCAACCCUAAGAGAAAUCUAAUAUCCAUGUCUUGCUAGAUCCUUACUCUUGAAUUACAAUGCAUGCCAAAUUUUAAUAUAUUUUAAAAUUAGCAUGAGCUAGAUGUACAUUUAGCUUUUUUAAGUCUUUCAUAUUUCUGUCUUCUAACUUCAGAUUUAUUCCAACAGCCUAGUUAAGAUAGAGAUUUUAAAGAAGCUAAAUCCUGUAUACUGUUGAUGAAGCAUAAAGUGGCCAAGUUGUUUUAAAGAACAGAUCCUCAUUCAUCUGCUAUUAAAUUGAGUUCAUGCAUUCAUUGGUCCAUACCUGCCCAGAAAAAAUAGUGGUAGGGCAGCUGUCAUGUAGAAAAUGGGUUGUAUUUUGUUAACACUGUAAGAAAACAAAUAGAACAGGAGCUGGUAUUUCCUGAAGACCCAUUCAGUAUGUUUAAGAUUGGUGGUGUAUGCAUAACUAGAAAUAAAGGAGUUGGUGAUCACAUCAGUUCUUCUCUCUAAAAAUAAAUCAACAGACAAUUUUGUUAUUAAACCUUUAUUUAUAGAAAAAUCCUAGUUUUCAUUAUGUAAACGAAGUAGCACUAUCUGGUGUAAAACUAACCUAUUUUCAUCAGAACAUAGAGUAUUAUAUAUGACCAUAUUAAAGUCUCACAUAAUUAAAAGGAAAUAUUUUGCUAUUGCCUUAAGGGUGAUAUUACUUUUAAAAUCUAAAUAAACAUAAAAGCAUGUCUUGAGUUUUUGUUGUUGUUGUAUAUUUAGAAAUCUAGCUGUAAUCUGUCAUGUAACUCAGUAUAAACCUAUAUUGGUUAUAAUAAAUAUGUUGAACUAGGCACUUGCAAUCUUUUCAUAUUGUGGAAAAUCUUGAUAGUUUCUCUGCACUGAAAACCUGUUGGUUAAGUGGAUGGAUCAGCAUGUCUUGAAACUUUAUUGCACAAAAUCAAGUUUCUCCACCAGAGAGAACAAUUUUAUAUCGGGUCUUUUCUGUCUGUUCUAUGCAAGCUAUUACUCCAUCGUGGCAUUUUUUGUUUGGUGGGGUUUUUUUGUUUGGUGGUUUUUGAGCUUGGCUGGAAUAAAAUACAGCAAAAAAGACCAAAGGAUCAAACUUUUUAAUCUAUGUUGUAGGCUGUGAAGACCUUAUAUCAAGACAACAUGGUAAUGGAGCAUUACUGCUCUGACUUGAUGGCGUUUUAUGUUUGGGGGGUUUUUUUGGUAGUAGGAAGUAAAAUAACUUGCAAGUGGAGCAGGAUCAAGUCUUUCAUAUGUAGUCUGGCAGAGUCUCAGCACUGUAUCUGUUUGCUGCCUUCAAAAAAAAAAAAAUUCGGGGAGUCAAUGUUAUUUUAUAUACUGUCUGUCUUAUCCCUUGAUGUCCCUGCUAGGCUUUACUGACUGUCCUAUAAUGCUGCAUAAACCUGCAGUCAGUAUAUAGAAAAGGUAUUUGGCUUUGUCACAACCUAAUAUGUCUUUUUACCUCCUGUAGAGCCGCUUUUAUAACAAUUAUGUGGUGUCAUGCUAUGUUCCAAGUUAGCCUGUAAUAUGAUAACUUGCAACCCAGGCAUGUAGCACUAUUCCUUUGUAUGGUCUUGCCAUGUUGGACUAUCGGGUGCUUCUGUAGCUUCCAUUCUGUAGAGACAAAAAAUGUUUAAGAGAUUAAUAAAUACCCUUAAUCUUA